AUGUCUCAGGAGCGCGCGGCCCCGGCCCGCGCCGCCUCCCUGGAGGAGUUCAGCAGCUGGCCGGAGGGGCUGUGCCGCCGGGAGCUGCCGACCGCCCUGCCUCGGCUCCUCUCCAUGUAUCAACAGUCUGACACUUGGAUUGAGCACAUUCAAAUUCUGAAAAUCAUUGUAGAAAGGUUUUUACCUCAUAUGAACCACCUGACAUUGGAACAGACUUUCUUUUCACAAGUGCUGCCAAAGACUGUGAAAUUAUUUGAUGACAUGAUGUAUGAAUUGAGUAGUCAAGCCAGAGAGCUAUCAAGCCAAAACUUAGAAAUCCAGACCACUCUAAGGAAUAUUUUACAAACGAUGGUACAGGUCCUAGGAGCUCUUACAGGAUGUGUUCAGCAUGUCAGUGCCACACAGGAGUCCGUUGUUCUCAGAAAUAUCCAGAGCCUCCCCUCCUCAGUCCUACAUGUGAUCAGAAGUACCUUUGUACACUGUAAGAAUAGUGAAUCUGUAUAUUCUGGGCGCUUGCACCUCGUGUCCGACCUUCUGCAGGCCCUUUUCAGGGAGGCCUACUCUCUUCAGAAGCAGCUGAUGGAGCUGCUGGAUGUGGUCUGCGUGGGCCCUGAAGCUGAUGAGAGUGACGACAUUUUGAAUAUGGUAUUUGUUAUUCAUUCAUUGUUGGAUAUCUGCUCUGUUAUUUCCAGUAUGGACCAUGCAUUUCAUGCCAAUACUUGGAAAUUUAUAAUUAAGCAGAGCCUUAAGCACCAGUCAGUUAUAAAGAGUCAGCUGAGACACAAAGAUAUCGUCACCAGCUUGUGCGAAGACCUUCUCUGCUCCUUCGGGUCUUGCUUGCAGCUGGCGGAGCAGAUGGCCCAGGCAGGGCUCCAGGAUAAUACUGACUACAGAUUAUUUCAGAAAACACUCAAAUUGUGUCGUUUCCUUGCCAACUCUCUUUUGCACUAUACUAAGGACUUCCUUCCUUUCCUCUCCGACGCUUGCUGUGCUCUGCACCAGCUGUACCUGCAGAUACACAGCAAGGUCCCUCCCAGUCUGUAUGCCGCCGGGAUUUCCCAGGCCCAGCAGGAGGAGAUCGCGGGCACCUUCCUGGUUACCCUGGAUCCGCUGGUCUCUCAGCUGCUCCCCUUUCCGCCCUUCGUGUGCGCGGUGCUGGACAGUGAACGAGUGCUGCCCUGUGCCCUGCAGCUCCCCCAGUGCCUCCUGCUGGUCACCAUCCUGGACGCUCUGCCCGCGCAGCCCCGGGAGGUGCAGAGCCUCUGGUGUGCCCACAGUCCGGCCUCCAAAGCUGCACCCAGGGUACCUCUACUCAAAGCGCUUUUCUGCAGUUUUGAGCAGUGUUCUGGUGAACUGUCUCUGCCUGUUCAUUUACAGGGAGUGAAGGGUGGAGGGCGAGCCGCGGGCGCCGUCCCCUUGUAUCAGCACGUCUGUGUUCACCUGUGCACGUUUAUCGCUUCCUUUCAUCCCUCCCUGUUUCCGGAGCUGGACGUGGCCCUGCUGAGCGCCGUGCUGAGUGCUAACAUGAUCACUGCCCUGCUGGCCAUGGACGCCUGGUGCUUCCUUGCUCGAUACGGGACUGCGGAGCUCUGUGCCCACCACGUCACCGUAGUGGCCCACCUGGUCAAGUCUGGCCCCGGAGAGUGCUGCCAGCUCACCAACCUGUCGCUGCUGCUGCGGCGCCUCUGCUUCCUCCUGGCCCUGCCCCAGCAGGUGGACUUUAUCCAGACGUUCCCUCCGGAAGCAACAGAGAAUCUGCCUCUGUGGCAACAUAUUUCCUUCCAGGCUUUCCCUGCGGAGCUGAGGAAGCAGGCCGCCCGCGAGGUCACCAGCGUGGGUGCCACGCAGAGCCGGGGGUGGCUCCGCAGCAGUCGCACUGUGGGGGAGCUCGAGGCGCUGAACACGGCUCUCUCUGCUCUGCUUGUGGUGUGUGAUUCUGCUGGUGAGGCUCUGGAGGUCGGGCAGCAGGCGGCAGUCAUGGACGCUGGAAUUGAGCUCUGGGCUUUUCUAAACGCUAACCUGGUAACAGGUCAAGCUUAUGUUCAACAGACACUCAGCCUUUUAUUUCCACUGCUGGGAUUUUUCAUUCAAACUCUAGAUCCUCAGCUGAUAACUCAGGUGGUAACUGUGCAGGCCUCGCUGCUCAGACGGGAGCCUCCGGACCACGUUCGCUUGGCCGCCCUGGACUUCGUGCGUGCUCUGGGGAAGACGCUUCUCUGGCCAGCCACGCAGGACAGGGUGCUGCCCAGCCUGUCUUCCGUGUUCGCCGCGCUGCUGGCCGACCGGAGCUGGCUGCUCCAGCAGCACGCCCUGGAGGCGUUCACGCAGUUUGCCGAGGGAACAAAUCAUGAAGACGUCAUCCUGCAGUGCCUCCGGUCUGAAGACACUAAGGACAGAGUUGUAUCCUUUCUGGAGAAGACGGGGUUUGUAGAUGAGACGGCAGCUGCCAGAGUGGAGCGUGUGAAACAGGAAAAGGGGAUUUUCUGGGGCUCCUCGGCGAGAGUUCUGUCAGAAGAGGCGCAGUGGCCGUCUUCAGAGCCUUCCUCGAAAAGAGCCCGUCACGAGCGCCCCCUGGAGGAAGAGUACAGGUCGGCAGUGCGGGCAGCAAGAGCCGCCCUGGAGGCCGUGGGGGCCCUGCUGCAGACCGGCCCGGCUCCGGACUGGCUUCCCGUGGAAGUGCUGCGGCUGCAGGAACAGGUUGAUGAGCUGAAGCGUUGUGGGCUCCAAGAUGAAGCCUGAGUAGACCAGACCGCA
Molecule: messenger RNA, 2754 nt
Organism: Molossus molossus (Pallas's mastiff bat)
Lineage: Eukaryota; Metazoa; Chordata; Mammalia; Chiroptera; Molossidae
Gene: FIRRM
Product: chromosome unknown C1orf112 homolog
Exons: 24
Coding region: 1-2739 (912 amino acids)
Source: RefSeq, a predicted model, not a curated record